AAUAAGUUAAAAUUUGAAUGUAUCUUACAUUAACAAAGUAAUAUGCUUAAUCAGUUAAUCUUAUAUUCGUAACUAAAUGGGAAAAUUAUUGAUAAGUGAAGAAUAAUAUCCUUCAAGCAUUUUAAUUCUUUUGUGCCCCACCGAUUAAUGACUGCAAAAGGACGGUGACAAAUGUGAAAAUGGUUGACUUAAAAGUUUUAAAACAAUCUACGAUUGUUCAUUUGUGUUUCGCGAUAUCAUACUUCACGUCUGGUUUGAUACUAAAUGUUGUGCAGGCAGUUUUGUACUUUGGUCUUAGGCCUUUCAACAAGUCUUUGUACAGGAAAAUUAAUUACUAUCUUUCAUACUCAUUUUAUAGUCAAUUAGUGUUUAUGUCAGAAUGGUGGUCAGGAACAACAAUGUCCAUUUACAUAAAGAAAGAUGAAUAUGAAAAAUUCUAUGGCAAAGAACAUGGCUAUCUUAUCAUGAAUCACAGCUACGAAAUAGACUGGCUUAUGGGAUGGCAGUUUUGUGAUGGCAUUGGAGUUUUAGGUAACUGCAAGGCAUAUGCGAAAAAAUCUAUACAGUACCUCCCACCCAUUGGAUGGAUGUGGAAGUUUUCAGAGUUUGUGUUCCUUGAAAGGUCAUUUGAGAAAGAUAAGGAAAUCAUAAAGUCACAGAUAUCAGAACUAUGUGAUUAUCCCGAUCCGGUUUGGUUACUGCUGACUCCAGAAGGAACACGGUACACGAAAAAGAAGCAUGAGGCGUCAUUGAACUUCGCGAGGGAAAAAAAUCUGCCUCUUCUAAAGCAUCACUUGACACCUCGAACCAGAGGUUUCACUACUAGUCUCCAGUUCUUCAGAGGCAAAAUACCGGCUAUUUAUAAUAUCCAGCUGGCAUUUGGUGAAAGCAAGACUCCACCCACCCUGACGAGUUUAUUAUUCGGCAAGCCGGUGCACGCGCAUUUGUACAUUCAGCGGAUACCGGUCGAGAGCAUACCGGAAGACGAGAACGAGGCUACCAAAUGGAUGCACGACCUCUUUGUUACAAAGGAUAAAAUGCAAGAUUCCUUCAUAAACACCGGCGACUUUUUCUUGCAAUCCGGCGUAGAGAGGGUCGAGCCAUUCAGCGUAGGCCCUCGUAUUUAUUCGCUUAUCAAUACUCUGGGCUGGGCUGUGGUCACACUAACUCCUAUGUUGUACUACCUUCUGGGGCUUUUGUUCAGCGGAAAAUUGAUAUACUUCUCAAUCGCCGCCGCCGUUUUUGCAGCCUUCUUCAUUCUACUUCAGAAAUCAAUUGGAAUGUCUAAAAUCAGCCAAGGUUCUUCAUAUGGAGCGGAAAAGAAGUAACAAACAUUCUGUGUAUAUUAUGCAUGUAUACUAGUGUCUGUAUACACAUUCUCUUUUUAAUAAUUAUUGUUUAUAUCUUCUAACAAAGAUCAUGUUUUGUAGUGUUCAGUCAAACGCGUAGAAUCAUAAAUAAAAAAAAUAGGAGUGGGAUUUGAUAAAAGUCGCAAUAAAUUGUAUUUAAUUAAGACUUCUUGUUGGCGGCAGUUGUUUUAAAAAAUAUUUUUAUAAGAAAUCUAUGAAAAAUAUUCGAAUAUACAUACCUACACUGUAAUACAACAAAGUUUACUUAUAAGUAUACUGAAUGUAUAUUUUGACGUUUUUGUCUUAAUAUUUUGUACAAAAUUACAACUACACCUACAUACAGGCAUUUAUUUUCUAUGACGUUGAGAAUAAUAAUAUUUUCUUACAUUUAUUGCUGUAAAGUUAUUAUGUUUUGUAAAUAAAAAAAAAGCGAAACAUGGCUCUUUUAAUGCUGUAUAAUGCACAAAGAGAAAAUAUGAGUAAAAUUUUAUUUUAAUAGUUUUUGUUGUAACUGAUGUCAAAAUAUUAAUUUUAAUAAACAGGUUUUUAUUUAAUGACUGAAGCUGCACAAGUUGUAAAAAUAGCGCAAAUAUGUAAGUAUAAAUAAGAAUUGUGUUUGUUAAUUUGGAAAUAAUCAUUAUAAAUAUUGUCUUUGGGCAGUUCUGUGUAAAAGUAUUUCAUGUGGUGAUUUUUUAUAAAAGAAAUAACGUAUUUUAUUUUUAUGAAAAGACUACAUUUUAAACAUUUUGAAUUUAGUUGUUUAAUACGUAUUAACAAUGUGUAUCUAUGUAAAGCAUGAAUGUGGAAGAAGUUUAUUAAUUUGGAAUAACUUAAAUUGAGAAAGUAUUACCAUUAUGAGAUACUUUGUUUGUAAAAUGUACAGAUUCUGUCUACUUUUCAUGGAUAACAGUGGUCAUAACACCAGAAAAAGUUAAAUUUUAGUGUUUGUUCAUUUGGAAAUUAUCAAAAGUGUUUGUCGUCUGACAACGUAAUAUAUUGAAUGGACACUAUGUAGAUAGGACUAGUAGGACUAGUAGGACUCUAAAAAUGGACAGACUACACAACAUUUGACUGUAACUAUAUUGCUCUUCCAUCCAUUCACAUUUUACAAAGUAUAUUUGUAUUAAUAUAAUUUUAGAAACUUGGGUAUAAAAUGGUAGAGGCUUUAGAAAUUCAAGUGUUGUCAAUAUCUAGAAAUUUAAUUAGACCCGUUUAUAUUGUUUAAUAUUUUUGUUAUUAUUGUAUAACUAUAUUUUAAUUUAAUUACCUUGAUUGAGAAUAUAGUUUUAUAUUUCAUUAUUACAAGAGCAUAAACAAAUACAGAUAUUAUAAAUGCGUUGUGCCAAAUAUUUCACGAAAACGCACCUAUCGUAAUUUUGAUAAUCAUUUCAUUACUUUAUAUACAAAAUUUAACGUUUUAUUGUUAAGCUAUCAUUUGUACUCAUAGAUUUUAAAUAACGACUCGAUUAAUAAACCAAGAUUGUUUUCAAGGUAAACACUUGCAUUAGACAGACUUUUUACGUAGGGAUCAUAUAGGUACGCAAUAAACUUAGGCAGACCAAACAUUACAUGUGUGUGAAUAGAAACAAUGGCUAUAUAUAAUAUUUCAACAGUUGCAGAACAAUUUUUUGUGUUCUGUAUAAUAGGUUCAAUAUCCGGCAUAUAAAUUGUGCAAAUGUCAACGUAUCUAUCAAUAAAACGUAGAUAUCAACUAAAAACAGAAAAGACUGUUUAAACCUACAACUAGAGACAGAAUGGUUUAUAAAGUAUCCAUUAUUCGAAAUUUUCCUAUAUUGAUCGCGGGUUUGAUAGCUUCACCAUCUUUCAAUCUGAAUUAAUAGUGACGCUGGCCGUAGAACAAUUAACAGGGCGUGCUAGACGCUGUGAAAGGAGUUUUAUUAGGUAUCUGGUUUUUCGUUGCAAAUAAACCUCACACCGCACCUCGAUUUACAUUUAUAAACGCUAACAGGCCCCAAAUUCUAUAAACUGUGAACUUCUGAAUCCGGAUUUUAACCUAUUCUAUGCUAUAUUUUGACCUAUUCUAUGUAUAUCAACUACAUACUUUAUUGGUAGUAGUGUCGACUUUGGGUUUGGUACUGGAGUUCAAAAUCUCCUUCCUCUAUAUUCACCUGAAACUGUAAUUAUUUGUGUCAGGCUUAAAUAUAAGGUGAAAAUAGCUAUAGAGAGAUGUUGUAGCAACAAUUGUUAUUCAGCAUUUUAUAUGUUAGUAACUUGGGUACUCAGGUGGUGAUCCUUUGUAACGUUCUGAAUACUUUAAUGAUGUACAAAAUGAGAAAUUAAAUUCAAAACAACA
Molecule: messenger RNA, 3663 nt
Organism: Amyelois transitella
Lineage: Eukaryota; Metazoa; Arthropoda; Insecta; Lepidoptera; Pyralidae
Product: 1-acyl-sn-glycerol-3-phosphate acyltransferase gamma
Exons: 8
Coding region: 180-1328 (382 amino acids)
Cellular component (GO): endomembrane system
Molecular function (GO): 1-acylglycerol-3-phosphate O-acyltransferase activity
Source: RefSeq, a predicted model, not a curated record